Molecule: messenger RNA, 863 nt
Organism: Babesia bovis T2Bo
Lineage: Eukaryota; Apicomplexa; Aconoidasida; Piroplasmida; Babesiidae
Product: putative integral membrane protein
Exons: 1
Coding region: 20-769 (249 amino acids)
Source: RefSeq, a predicted model, not a curated record
CAAACAGUUUCCAGCGCCCAUGAAUCUUCCCGUGAGAGCAUUAAAACGGGCGUGCCCACGUCCGUACUACACGUUACAAUGCCGCCACAAGCACGGUGACUCCCAUGGCGUCUAUGAAUUCGAGCCUUCAAAAAAUCCAUGGGAGGACAACAGUUACCAUGCCCUAAAAAAGGACGUCGGUAACACCGGGUGGCCAAUACUGGUUGCCACCAACACCACGCAGCCAAUGUGGCAGAGUUACACUUGGGGAGAGCACAGCGUAAUACCAAGGGAUGGAUACGGAUGCCCCGGAACGUUCCCCCCGGAAGUCAGUACCAAGAUAAAACAUACAUUCAGGCUACCGCCGCAAUUCUACCCAUUUCUGAAAAAACUGGGUGACGACACACCGGAAUUAAAACCGUACAUGGACAGGCUGAUCUCAGGCAAGUUUACCAACCAGGAUUACGAAGAGAUGUUCUACAAAUUCGCCAAGCCCUUGAAGAUAUAUCGCAAGCUCAUCCCUAAGCCGUUCAGGACGGCAGAGGAACAGGCAAAUGAAGCACGGGUGUCAUGGGAAAGUGCAUGGGUCACGUACAGGCAAAAGAUGGCAGGUGAGUACAACGUCGUUAUAUGCAUUCGCGAGUACAUUACGGGGUUACUAGUAGCCUUCUAUGCAGCAUACCUCUGGACGAAGAUGCACAGACAGUACCGUGCUGAUAUGCGUCUAUUCUACCAUGACGCGCCCGAACACAAGAUCAAAUGGGUAGUUCCCCGAGGUGACCUUAUAUAAAACUGACAUUACACCAACUGCCACAAUAACGCUCAUAACAUACCCACAGGCUACUUGAAAACAAUACCUGUUUAAUAUGUACACCUAACGUGUA